Molecule: messenger RNA, 3512 nt
Organism: Mauremys reevesii (Reeves's turtle)
Lineage: Eukaryota; Metazoa; Chordata; Testudines; Geoemydidae
Gene: MIER1
Product: MIER1 transcriptional regulator
Exons: 11
Coding region: 1376-2731 (451 amino acids)
Biological process (GO): negative regulation of transcription by RNA polymerase II
Cellular component (GO): nucleoplasm
Molecular function (GO): histone deacetylase binding; transcription corepressor activity
Source: RefSeq, a predicted model, not a curated record
GGGUGAAUUCUGGGAAAUAGGAUUCCUCAAGUAUGUAGAGAGCUUUCAAUACAAUUGCUUUCCUUCCUUAUGUUUUAUAUAACUUUUUAAAGGAUCAACUUGGUGGUAUAAUUGUGUACUACCUUGUGAUGCCAUGGCAGUGCUCAAAGGUCAGGACCAGAGUUUGUUCCUUGGCAGGAGUUGGAAACUAUGGUGGGUUUCCAUGUUUUGGCUCUCUGCUGAGCAAGACAGUGCUCUGUUUAGAUCUAAAGAGAGCCAUGUGCUAUCCCUCUGUAGAGGAAGGGUGUUAUAAAUUGGCCCUGUAUUCCACUGUACAGUUAUCAGCCUGUUGUGAAUGGAUCCUUCUUGGACCCAAGCCAACUAGGUCUGGGCAGAAUUUAGUCACUGGUUCUAGCUCUGGAACACUCUUCCCAGGCUCAGAUCUCUUGUCUGACACCCUUCCUUGAGAUGUGGAAUGCCACCAUCCAGCUCCUGUAUAUCCCGAAACCAGUGUCAGACCUCCCAGGUCACAUGUUCCAUGAGUUCCACUUAGGUUGUGGGCCCUCCGGGCUUACUAGUUUAACCCCUUCAGAGACAAUGUAGUAGGAAAGAAAAAAACACAAGUUUAGCAAAGGAAUUGCUGAACCAUAGUGACUUUACUUUUAAAGCAUUCAAGAGUUAUAGAUCCUUAAAAAUAACACAGUCCAGAGACAUACCAUCCCCUAGUCUGAGCUGACUCCUAUUUGAGUCCAUGGUUUGUCAGCAUCUCAGGCUGGGCAGUCUCUCUUGAAGUUGACAUGUGGUGGUGAUUGGCCCCUAUGGAGAGUAUACUCUCCAUGGUCUUAAAUAGGGCCUCAGACUCUGUGCCAUGUGCUCACAAUAAGAAGCUCCAGAUCUAACAGUUGUGUUUCUUUUCUCCCUCCCAGGGUAUGUCUACACUACGGGAUUAUUCUGAUUUUACAUAAACCGGUUUUGUAAAACAGAUUGUAUAAAGUCGAGUGCACACGGCCACACUAAGCACCUUUUGUAGGCCCCUGUGUAGGGAAAAAAAACCACAUUGUUUCAUGGGGCUGGGCCAGUAGCUGAGAAAUGAAGUGAUGGCCCUAGAUUACAGUCUUGAUGGAUAUCAGUUAUAGUCCCUUCAAGGUGCCAUACAUCUUUCCUGGGCAGGGAAGCUCUCGGGGAUACAGUAACUGUCCUGGGGAAAGUUCAGACUUGUGCAGUUACAGUGCUUAUAUUUCUACAAAUAGGAUAACAGAGAGAUCAUAAUUUGAUACCAACUGACCCCCACCUUGUCACAAACAGUUGCUAGAACCCAAAGCUUUUUGGAGUGUAAUGGGGUACGGCAAGCUGAGAGAAUCCACCUAAGUAAAGAGAGACAAGGUGGGAAGGUGAAAUGCCAAUUAAUGAACUACUUAGCCUUUAUGGCUAUGAUGGUACAGUCCCACUCCCAGAAGAUGAAGAUGACGAAGAUGAGGAGGAAGAGGAGGAAGAGGAAGCAGAAGAUGAUGAAGAUGUUGAUAAUGAUGACAACAGUGGGUGUAGUGGAGAAAACAAAGAGGAGACCAUAAAGGAUUCAUCAGGUCAGGAGGAUGAGACACAAUCCUCCAAUGAUGACCCAGCACCAUCUGUUGCUUCUCAAGAUCCACAGGAGAUAAUUCACCCACGUCGAUGUAAAUAUUUUGAUGCAAACAGUGAAAUAGAAGAAGAAUCUGAGGAAGAUGAAGAUUAUAUUCCUUCAGAAGACUGGAAAAAGGAAAUCAUGGUGGGUUCUAUGUUUCAAGCUGAAAUUCCAGCUGGCAUAUGCAAAUACAAGGAGAAUGAGAGAGUGUAUGAAAAUGAUGACCAGCUGCUGUGGAAUCCUGAUUAUUUAACAGAAGAUAAAGUGAUUGAAUUCCUCAAUGAAGCCUCCAGGAGAACAGGAGAUGAGAAAGGACUAGAGGCAAUUCCUGAAGGAUCACAUAUUAAAGACAAUGAACAGGCAUUGUAUGAAUUGGUUAAGUGCAAUUUUGAUACAGAAGAAUCAUUGAGAAGAUUAAGAUUUAAUGUAAAAGCAGCCAGAGAAGAGUUAGCUGUUUGGACAGAGGAAGAAUGUAGGAAUUUUGAACAAGGACUGAAGGCCUAUGGAAAGGAUUUUCAUUUGAUUCAGGCAAACAAGGUACGAACAAGAUCAGUUGGUGAGUGUGUAGCAUUUUAUUACAUGUGGAAAAAAUCAGAGCGGUAUGACUUCUUUGCACAGCAGACCCGAUUUGGGAAAAAGAAGUACAAUCUCCAUCCUGGUGUAACGGAUUACAUGGACCGUCUUUUAGAUGAAAGUGAAAGUGCUGCUUCUAGUCGAGCUCCGUCCCCUCCCCCUACAACCUCUAACAGCAGCACCAGCCAGUCUGAGAGGGAGGACAGCACAACUAGCAACAGUAAUCAAAAUGGUGUAUCCACUAAUGGGCCCGGUGAGAUAUCCAGUAAAGAUGAAGUAAAAAUUGAAGGAUUGCAUGUGAAUGGACCUACAGGUGGUAAGAAAACACCUCACACAGAUCUGGACACAAAUGGAUAUGAAACUGAAAACCUUUCCAUUGACCCUAAACUUGCUCAUUCAGCUGCAAGAAAUGAAAAUGAUUUUGAAGAAAAAAAUGAAAGACCUGCAAAGAGGAGAAGAAUCAACAGCAAUGGAAAAGAAAGUCCAGGUUCCUCAGAGUAUUUUCAAGAAGCAAUAUCACAUGGGAAGUUUGAAGAACUAGAGACUUUGGAUGAUUGAAUAUGGGAACUGAUUUUAUUCCUUGGAGUAAAUUCUGGGGUGCCUAAAAUUUUCAGGGUUGAUGGGUUACCUUACAAAAUCAAACUCCUUGAAACAAUCUGAGAUUUUUCUACACCUUUUAGUUGGCUCUGAAGUUCUGCUGUUUUUUCACACCUGAAAUGCAGAACUGGAAUAUUUUGUUUCACAGACCUAUGGACUAUUACUGUUCUGGCAACACUUAAGUAUUUUAAGGUGUUUGAGAAAUGAAUCCAUAAACUUGUUUAUAUGGUAAACACAUUUCCUGCUUAAUUUAUUAAGGAAAUUUCUAUUAUACACAUUCUUCAAAUUGUUUGUAGCUAUAGUUCUACUGUACAAAUUAUAUUUUUUAAAGAGGAGAGCUGAUUCAAAUUUAAAUUGUCACAAGUAGUUAAUGUGAAAUUUUAGAAUUCCAAGACACAAUGGAGAAGCUGGUGUAGAUUUUCAGUCUAGAUGAAGAGAAGUGGUAUACAAUUAAGGAACUCCUAUGAAUCCUGAAAGUUAUGAGCACGAUUAUUUUUAUAUAUAGAAGUUUUUAAAAAAUAAACCAAGUCAGGUUUGUAUAUGUAAAAUUGUUGACAUCAAUGAUGUCUUCCAUAUUCUUAUCUGGGCUAAAGAAAUACAUUCUGUAUUUUUCCAGAUUUCUUUGUAGCCUUUGAAAGAUUUUUACAGUACUUAUGUCUUGAUUGAGCUGUCUUUUCUUAAAACAAAAGCUUGUAUAAUUUUCUUAACUUGUACAAUUGGUAAACUUUUAUGAGAAAAUAGA